Molecule: messenger RNA, 1659 nt
Organism: Scheffersomyces coipomensis
Lineage: Eukaryota; Fungi; Ascomycota; Pichiomycetes; Serinales; Debaryomycetaceae
Gene: PAP1
Product: polynucleotide adenylyltransferase
Exons: 1
Coding region: 1-1659 (552 amino acids)
Cellular component (GO): nucleus
Molecular function (GO): RNA binding; poly(A) RNA polymerase activity
Source: RefSeq, a predicted model, not a curated record
AUGAGUUUAGCAAGCUAUGGUGUAACUCCGCCAAUCUCGAUAGCAAACCCGACACCUAAGGAGAAUGAAUUGAACGAUUCUUUGAUCAAAGAGUUGAAACAAAGAGGCUCAUUCGAGAGUGAGGCCGCCACCAGAAAGAGAGUAGAGGUUUUGACCUUGUUUCAAAAGCUAACCGAAGAAUUCGUUUACAGAGUUUCGAUUAAAAAGAAUAUGUCUGAAGGGAUGGCCAGAGAUGCAGGAGGUAAAAUUUUCACCUUUGGUUCAUAUAGAUUGGGGGUUUAUGGUCCAGGGUCAGAUAUUGAUACAUUGGUAGUUGUACCAAAGCAUGUAUCAAGGAGUGAUUUUUUUGAGAUAUUUACCGAAUUAUUGAAAGCAAGACCUGAGCUAGAAGAAAUUGCUUCGGUCCCUGAUUCGUUUGUUCCUAUUAUUAAAUUAGAAUUUGGUGGGAUAUCUAUUGAUCUAAUUUUUGCUAGAUUGGAUAUACCUAGAAUUCCUAAGGAUCUUUCAUUGGACGAUAAGAAUUUAUUGAAAAAUAUAGAUGAGAAAGAUCUCAGAUCAUUAAACGGUACCAGAGUAACUGAUGAAAUAUUAACACUAGUCCCUAAGCCAACAGUAUUCAAGCAUGCGUUGAGAUGUAUUAAAAUGUGGGCCCAACAGCGUGCAAUCUAUGCUAAUGUAUAUGGCUUUCCUGGAGGAGUAGCGUGGGCGAUGCUUGUCGCUCGUAUAUGUCAAUUAUACCCGAAUGCUGUCAGUGCUGUAAUUGUUGAAAAAUUCUUUCAUAUUUAUUCUCAAUGGAGUUGGCCACAGCCAGUGUUAUUAAAACAGAUCGAAGAUGGGCCAUUACAAGUGAGAGUCUGGAAUCCAAGAUUGUAUUCCCUUGACAGACUGCAUCGAAUGCCGGUUAUUACACCUGCAUAUCCAUCUAUGUGUGCAACCCAUAAUAUCACUGCAUCCACUCAGAAGGUUAUUUUAGCUGAAUUCAAACGAGGUAUAGAAGUAAUGAAUGGAAUUGUGCUGGGUGAGAAGACUUGGUCAGAUUUAUUAGAGAGACAUGACUUUUUCUAUAAAUAUAAAUUUUACUUGUGUGUUGUCGCUGGUACUGAAUCUUCGAGUGAAGAGCACUUAAAAUACAGCGGUAUGGUAGAGAGUAAACUAAGGUUGUUGGUACAGAAACUAGAGGUCGUAGAUGGUGUUGAUUUGGCCCAUCCAUAUAUCAAAGCUUUCGACAAUGUUUACUUUUGCCCCGAUGAAAGUAAGGCUAAAGAAGUUUUAGAUGCUUAUGGAACGAGCGCUAUAGACAAGAUUGCAAAAGAUAUUCCAGUAGAAAAGGGUGAAUUAGAAAAACCUCAUGAAAUCCGCUUAACAAAAUUGUACAUUGGUCUUAAAUUGGAUUUGCUGAAGAGUGGGGAGCGGAAAUUAGAUAUUCAAUUUCCCUGUUCUGAGUUCUUUAAUAUUUGUAAGGGGUGGCAAGAUUUCGAUGCCAAAAUUCAUAGUAUCCAAAUCAAGAAUGUCAAGCUUUAUGAUUUGCCAGAUGAUGUGUAUUUAGAAGGAGAAAAGAGGCCCACAAAAGCACCAAAAAGAAAGAGAUCGGAAUCGAAGACCGAAAAUAAGAAGAGGCCAAAAAGUGUAGGUGCAAUACCUACUGCUGUUAGUAGCUGA